AUGAAUCCAGGUGCUGCUGGUACAGCUUCUUUUGCUUUAAUAUCAUUUAUUCUUUUAAUUCCUGCGUUUUCGUGGCAUAUAAAAUGUAGAAAUAUUCCUGCUACAUUAUUAAUCUUUUGGUUAAUGUUGGUCAAUUUAAUUGGUUCAAUUAAUACUUUAAUUUGGAGUUCAGAGAAUUUUGAUCAAGUUUGGGAUGGUAAAGGUUGGUGUGAUUUAACUAUUAAACUUGAAGCAGGUUCUUCAAGUGGGAAAAUUUGUGCAAUUGCAUGUUUAUCAAUGAAUUUAUACAUGAUUUUAUGUGCAAAGAAUCCAUUAUUUAUGGAAUGGUCAUGGAAAAAGACUAUAAUUGAAUUAUCAAUUUGUUUAAUUACUCCAAUAUUUAUCAUGUGUACACAAUAUAUUAUUCAAGGUUCAAGAUAUGGUAUUGUAAAAUAUCAAGGUUGUGUUGUUAAUUAUUCAGCAACUACUGCAACUUUGGGAUUAUAUUCAAUGUGGUCAGUUAUCUGGAGUAUAUUAGCUUUUAUCUUUGCAAUCUUGACAAUUUAUAAAUACUUGCAAAAGAGGAAAGACGUUAAGGAUAUUUUUAAAUGUACAAAUUCAGGAUUGAACAUAAAGAGAUUUGCAAGAUUAUUGAUUUUUAGUUUCUUGAUUAUAAUUGCAAUGUUCCCAUUAUCAGUUUAUUACUUUGUUGAGCAAGCUAAGAACAGUACUGGUAAGUUUAAUUGGGAUGAGGUUCAUCAUCCAAAUUGGGAUGUAAUUUUAUACUAUGAUUUUGGGUUUUUCUUACUUUAUGAUAGAAUUGUGAAUUCAAUUCUAUCAGUAUUGACUUUUUUAUUAUUUGGAAUUGGUACUGAUGCAUUGACGAUGUAUAGAGGUUGGUUAAGAUUGAAAAAGAAUUCAGAUACGCCAUUAUCAAAACAAACUACUUUUGUUAAAGUUGAAUCUGGUAAAUCUCAAUACAGUAGUACAACUACAUUUACUCAACCCACUUUACAAGAAUUCCACGAGUUUAAAGAUGUCUUGCAAGAAUUUCACGAAAUUAAAGAUGUUUUACAAGAGUCGGAUGAUAAUAUUGGCUAUAAAUAUGAAGUUAAAGCUAAAGUUUAG
This is a messenger RNA of Insectozyma verbasci, 1107 nucleotides long. The record is from the annotation of a GenBank genome assembly. NCBI's taxonomy places the organism in Eukaryota, Fungi, Ascomycota, Pichiomycetes, Serinales, Debaryomycetaceae.